Messenger RNA from Ctenocephalides felis (cat flea), 775 nucleotides. RefSeq lists its product as uncharacterized. Lineage: Eukaryota; Metazoa; Arthropoda; Insecta; Siphonaptera; Pulicidae. The coding region runs from base 54 to 440 and encodes 128 amino acids. The record is from RefSeq and is a predicted model, not a curated record. The transcript has 4 exons.
UUCAAUCUAUCAAGAAUCAAUCAGAAGGGUGGGUUAUACACUUAUAUCCUUCAAUGCUCCAAAAUGGAAUUUUGCUGAAAUUAGGAUUUUCAGAAAAUGGUGAAGCUAAAUGUACGGUGGCAGCGAGAAGUGAUGAUCAUCUUUUGCUACUUAUUCAAGCUAUGUACAUGAAUCUGCCUUGCGGGUUUGCUAUUAUUUCAGAGCGAACAAGAUUAAUACAAAACGAAAAGUUGGAUUCAGAUAAAAAAUUAGCGGCUGCUAAAUCUUUAGAAAGCGAAAUGUUGAUCUUAAGGAAAAUUUUAGGAGAGCAUGGCGAGAAAUGUCCUGACGACAUUGAUAAAUGUCUAGUUCGCUGCAAUAAUCAUGUUAAUAAUAUGAUAUAUCAACUCAUAGAUCAAGAGGACAUAACUGACAAGAUUAUAUCACAGUUAACAAUAUGAAAAUUAUAUCCUCGCCGAACUUCUGAAGGCUCUGAAAUGUCGAAUUUUACGAAGAUUACCGAUAAACUUAAUCCCAAUACAGAAGUUGGUCCGAGCAAACGAAAACAUUUUGUGGCCAUGCUGAACGGAAGUCCAAGACCGAGGCAUCAUCCACGUAGGAAACUCUUUAUAACUGAUAAUAAUUAAAAAUAAACGACAAUUAGCAUUUGGGAAUAUAUAUUUUUUAAAGAUAUAUCGAAAAUUUAUAUGAAUUUUUUUAGAAGAAAUCAAUAUAUGGAAGAACGAAACUUACGAAUAAAGAAAGUAAAUCUGCUUAUUUCAAUGUAUCUGUAUUA